Messenger RNA from Pteropus alecto (black flying fox), 1040 nucleotides. RefSeq names its product transmembrane protein 126B (gene TMEM126B). Gene Ontology annotation, cellular component: mitochondrion. The record is from RefSeq and is a predicted model, not a curated record. Lineage: Eukaryota; Metazoa; Chordata; Mammalia; Chiroptera; Pteropodidae. Bases 278 to 880 code for a protein of 200 amino acids. The transcript is spliced from 6 exons. Gene Ontology annotation, biological process: mitochondrial respiratory chain complex I assembly.
UGAGCCGUCAAGAUGGCGGCGCUCGGGCGUGAUGCUGGUCCUGACGUGAGGCAUGGAGGUGGAGGUGUGGUGCCGCUGGGUGCUGGGGAAGUGCCCAAGGAAACUCAACAUAAUCUUCAAAAUGAGCUCAGGCUUUCAUGAAACAGGAUAUUGUUGUCAGCAAGUAGCUACUGUUUUUUUUCCAGCUCUGAAAAGCUAGAGCAAGAACUACAAAGGGCCUGGCUACCUUUGGGGAGAACUGUAAGAAAAAUAAAAACUCAAUAUCUCAGACAUCAAGAUGACAACAUACACACAUGGUCAGCCCAGUCUUUCUCUAGGAGAUGCAAAACUCAGAAGACCAAUGGUCAUCGAAAUCAUAGAAAAAAAAAUUGAAUAUCUUAGAACAGAAAAGACUUUAAAUAUAUAUGGAACAGUGGUCUUUGGAACAACAGCUAGUUUCUCUGGAAUGUUGGCAAACUUCAUUUUCAGACACUGCUUCAAGGUUAAACAUGAUGCUCUGAAGACAUAUGCAUCAUUGACUACACUUCCAUUUUUGUCUACUGUAGUUGCUUAUAAGCUCCUUGUAACAGACGCUUUGUAUUCAGGUAAUAUAAACCAGGAAAAUUGUGUUCUGAGAAGCUCACUGAUUGGCAUAGUAUGUGGUGUUCUAUAUCCCAGUGGUUUAGCUUUUUCUAAAAAUGGGCGUCUGGCAGUCAAAUAUCAUACUGUUCCACUGCCACCGAAAGGAAGAGUUUUACUGUAUUGGCUGAUGCUUUGUCAAACAGAGAUAAAAGCAAUGGUGAUUCCUCUAAUCUUUCAGACAGUCUUUGGAGUAUUGAAUGGUCUACAACAUUAUGCAGUAUUUGAAAGUACACGUGAAAAAAUUGUACAUGAAGAUUAACUGAACAAUGAAUAAUUACUAAAUCAGAAGAAUGGAUUUUUUUGUGAUGAGGACUCAGACAUUACUGAAAGAGUUAAAACUAACUGAGCAAUUGAUUUCUGUUCUUUUUGCCUAGUAUAUAGCAGGCACUCAAUAAAUAUUCAGUAAUUCAAUAAACAAA